UUGGUUGUACGGCCCCUGCAGAGAGAUGACUUUGAUAAAGGUUAUUUACAACUUUUAUCCAAUUUAACUGAAGUUGGUGAUGUAACAAAAGAAAUGUUUUACAAACGCUUUGAUCACAUGAAAUCUUGGCAAAACAGCCAUUUUGUGACAGUGAUUGAGGAUACUUCUACCGGCAAGAUUAUAGGAAAUACUACUCUGGUUAUAGAGCAAAAAUUUAUUCAUUGUGCAACAUAUAGAGGUAGAAUAGAAGAUGUUAUAGUCGAUGAUGCGUAUCGUGGUAAACAGUUGGCAAAAAUUUUAGUUGGCAGCAUGGUUCUUCUAAGUGAAAAGGUGGAUUGCUACAAGUUGACACUAGAAUGCACCGAAGAUUAUAUGCCAUUCUAUCAGAAAUUUGGACUAGCAACGAACCAGAGUCGUUACAUGCAAAAAAAAUUUUUUGAUGUCAAAUCUUGA
Molecule: messenger RNA, 453 nt
Organism: Trichoplax adhaerens
Lineage: Eukaryota; Metazoa; Placozoa; Uniplacotomia; Trichoplacea; Trichoplacidae
Exons: 5
Biological process (GO): UDP-N-acetylglucosamine biosynthetic process
Cellular component (GO): endoplasmic reticulum; endoplasmic reticulum-Golgi intermediate compartment; Golgi apparatus
Molecular function (GO): glucosamine 6-phosphate N-acetyltransferase activity; monosaccharide binding
Source: RefSeq, a predicted model, not a curated record